Saprolegnia diclina VS20 is the source of this 2194-nucleotide messenger RNA. RefSeq lists its product as hypothetical. The record is from RefSeq and is a predicted model, not a curated record. NCBI's taxonomy places the organism in Eukaryota, Oomycota, Saprolegniomycetes, Saprolegniales, Saprolegniaceae. The transcript has 7 exons. Gene Ontology annotation, molecular function: protein binding. Bases 567 to 2027 code for a protein of 486 amino acids.
CGGAACGACAUUGCCCUUUCCAUGACCAAGCGGGCGGCCGAGGACGGGCUGCCCGAGGGAUGGGUUCUGCAGCACUCCAAGUCCAAAAACAAGCCGUUCUAUGUCCACGUAGCUACGCAAAAGACGCAGUGGCACCUGCCCACGCCGGCCAAACCGCCCAAGCAGGCCAAGCCAGACAAGGCGGCGACCAAGCCUGACCCGUUCUCGCUUGUGCCGCCGGCGACGGUGGCGGCUGUCACACGUGCGUUCCGCGUCGGCGCCGCGCAAAAGCAGCGCAACGGAAGCAUACAUGUCUUUCAGCCGUGGCCGCACCAAGUCCGCGCGGUCGCCAAGCUCGUGCACGCCGUCUCGACGGCAUCGGACCCUGGCGCUAACUAUUUGAUUCAGCACAGCACGGGCUCGGGCAAGUCGGUGACGCUGGCGUGCUUGGUAUCUUGGCGUACCAGCUGCUCUACACGUCGGAUGCGUCUGGCCAUGGCUUUCACACGGUCAUCAUCCUCGUCGACCGCAUCAAACUUGACCAGCAGCUUGGCGACACUGUCGAAGCCUUCUUGCACCAAAACGGGAUGGAAGCAAUCUACCGUGCGGAGAGCAUCGAGCACCUCAGCGCCAUUGUGCGCAAGUCGGACGACCAAAAGGUAAUUGUGACGACGACGCACAAGCUCAGCCAGCUCGUGAACGACAAGGUGCUUCUGGCACGGCUUUUGCAUGCGUCGACGGCCAGCAGCAGCGCCACGUACAAGCAUCUAGCGAUCCUCGCGGACGAAGCCCACCGGUCGCACACGUCGUCGACGCGCGUCUCGAUCGACACGGUGCUGCAAGCGCUCUCGACCGAUGCAUGCAAGACCAUGUAUGUGGGCUUUUCGGCGACGCCAAGUGUCCAGGCGCUCGAGCUCUUUGGCUCGGGGGUCGACCCGCGCGCGCCAUUCGAUACGCACUCGCUCACAGACGCGAUCGCCCACAAGCACAUUGUCGACGUGCUGUCCCAUACAACGUUUCUACAGAGUCCACUCGUGUCGCCGUCGAUUUUUGCCAAAGUGAAGUCGAUGAUGCAGCACUUUGUUCGGCUCAAAACCAAGGUCAUUUUUGGCAAGUGUCUGGUAGUCGUGCGCAGCCGCAAGGACGUUGUCGCGUACCACACUGCGAUCCAGUCGUACAUGGCGGCCCAGGGAUGGCCGACCCAAGUUUAUUGCACGUUCAGUGCGUUUGACGGCCUUAGCGAGAAGCAGCUCAACACCACGUGCACCCUCUCGCUCGCUGACGUCAUUGUUGUCUGUGACAAGCUCGACACGGGCUACAACGAGCCGGGGUUGAUCGCCAUGUACAUUGACCGACCGCUUUCGCGCCACGCGCACAUUGUGCAGCUGCUGAGCCGCUUGAACCGAGCACGCGACGGAAAGGCUCGUGUCCAUAUCGUCGACUACUGCAACCACCCGCUGACGAUUUGGGCCGCGUUCGCCGCCUACGCCCACGCCAAGGUGCUCUACACGCGCAAGACGGACCGCCGACACUGGCGCCGUAGCUACGAGAUGUCACGCCUCUUGCUUCUCGAGACGCUGCCGGGGUACCUCUUUCAAGGCACGGUGUACGUGGGGGAGGCGGCGCCACCGACACCAUUGCAAGUCGCUGCAAGCGUCGCCAUCUUGGAUCCCGAUGUGCAGAGCCAGAUCCGAUUUGGCCUCAAAACAUAUGUGGCCGCGUCCCAGGCACUAAGCACCGAGUGUCCGCUGCUGCCCGUCACGUGGGUGGAGGCGCUCAAGGGCGAGCUGGAUCGCCAGGGAAGAGACAAGACAGACGUGCAAGAGGAGAGCACUGUGGCUGGUAGCGACGAGGCGGCCUUCGACAUCAUGUACGACGGACCGUUGCCGUUUGAUUCGGAGACACUGCGAGGGCGGUACGGCUACCUCAGUGCGCUCCUCUCUGGCGACACGAAAGCAACGUGCCAAGAGAUCCGUGAGUCCCCCAAGGAUGCUCUCGACAAGCGAAUUGCCUCGUUGCGAGCGGCCCUGCAGAAGGGUGUGCCGUAAACCGUAAACCACAGCGCCGCUUGAGGUUAGGGUACUGUGUUGGCGUCCCGCAGCUUGGUAGAAAUCAAGUUUCGUGCCAACAUUACUAGCUAGCCAAAUGUAUAAUUAUGUGGUAAGCUCUCGCUGGGCUGUCCGACAGGCAAGCCUCGGCACCUGCAGCAAAAUGC